UAACCAGUUAUAAACUGAUGACUCUGGUGUUAGAUUAAAUAGGCAUUGAUCUGUCCUUUAUGUUUAUUAUUUUGAUUUCAGAAAGAGUUGGACUUCAAAAUGACCCUCCUGGAUAUUGGUGGCGGCUUCCCUGGACAAAAUGACUUUAAACUCACAUUUGAGGAGAUAGCUGCUGAUAUAAACAAAGCCCUGGAGGAGUUCUUUCCUCCUUCUUGUGGAGUCAGUGUGAUUGCAGAGCCCGGCCGCUACUAUGUGACAUCAGCUGUCACUCUCGCCGCCAAUGUCAUCGCCAAGAAAGUGAUCAUGGAAGAGCUGUCUUCAUUCAACGGUGAUCAGCUGACUGUUACUAGGACAACCUCUUGUAGAACAGAUUGUGGAACCGCUAAUAGAACCAUGAUGUACUACUUGAAUGAUGGAGUUUAUGGUUCCAUCAGUAUGCUUUUAAAUGACCCUGUUCAAUCCAUUGUAUCACCUUAUCCUCACAGGAAACCCAAGCCUGAUGAGCCAGUUUACCCCUGUGUGAUCUGGGGACCCACAUGUGACAGCGUGGAUGUGGUAGUGAAGAAUACCUUCCUACCUGAGUUACAGGUGGGAGACUGGCUCCUGAUUGACAACAUGGGUGCCUACACACACUGUAUCUCUACCACCUUCAAUGGCUUCAAAAAAACACCUAUCUACUAUGUUAUGAGCCGUGAUACAAUGCACUGGAUUCAGCUGUCAUGUACUCACAGCCUGAUUAAGCCAUGCUGAACCCUAGUUAUGUCAGGCAGAAGGACAGAUCCUCUACAAUCCGUUGACAGAUGCCACCUGGAUGUUGUGAUGUGAUGCCACCUGACCCUUUUGGAUGGCAAUGAAGUGAAUCCUGUUUGUGUGUUUUAAUUUUUUUAUUUCUUGGCACAUGUUUCUGGGACUCAAGAACAUAAGAAUAUAACUUUAAAAUGCCUCUUAAAGUCAGUAAAAUGUUUAAUCAUU
Molecule: messenger RNA, 972 nt
Organism: Esox lucius (northern pike)
Lineage: Eukaryota; Metazoa; Chordata; Actinopteri; Esociformes; Esocidae
Product: ornithine decarboxylase 1-like
Exons: 5
Coding region: 100-750 (216 amino acids)
Cellular component (GO): cytoplasm
Molecular function (GO): ornithine decarboxylase activity
Source: RefSeq, a predicted model, not a curated record